Messenger RNA from Drosophila obscura, 2321 nucleotides. RefSeq names its product LIM/homeobox protein Awh (gene Awh). Gene Ontology annotation, biological process: neuron differentiation; regulation of transcription by RNA polymerase II. The coding region runs from base 613 to 1440 and encodes 275 amino acids. Gene Ontology annotation, molecular function: DNA-binding transcription factor activity, RNA polymerase II-specific; RNA polymerase II transcription regulatory region sequence-specific DNA binding. The record is from RefSeq and is a predicted model, not a curated record. Gene Ontology annotation, cellular component: nucleus. NCBI's taxonomy places the organism in Eukaryota, Metazoa, Arthropoda, Insecta, Diptera, Drosophilidae. The transcript has 6 exons.
UCCGUGUGGCUAGAGCACCGGCAGUUUACGCAGUGGCCUCGAAGCUGUAACAACGUCGCGUCCGCUCCGCUCCGCACCGCACCGCUACGAAUACCGCUCUGAAAACGUAUUUCUCUGGUUCUGGCUGGUGGCUCUUUUGCGUCUGAGCCACGAUUGCCGUCCGUCGUUCUUGGCCCUAACGUGUUAUCGCGACACGCGUACGCGUCGCUCUUGAUAAGGUGCCCCGACGCCUCCGCCAGCCCGUGCGAGCUCAGUACGAAAAGCCGCAACAUCUACUACCAACAUCCAUAUAGCCGACGGCAGAGUGAACUGUUAACGAAUGUGCUAAUCAAUGAAAAUGUUGCAAACGCUCGCAAAUUGAUCCAUCGGAUACAGCAUAUUGGUCGGUGUUUUAUUUAUAGCAGCAGCAUAUUAUAUAAGCAGCAUCUUAUGAGGCCAGUGACAACUGUUGGACGCUUGACAAACACUGAUCAAGUCGUCCUUAGAUCUGAUACUCGCUAAGAUCUACACGACGCCACACACGCUAAGGUCCAGUCCCUGACUAAAGCUGGCUAAAGAAUUUUGUGCAAAAGACUUGGAUUAAAAACCGCCAAAAUUGUGGAGGCAAUUAAAAUGAAGACUGAGCUGCGUUCCUGCGCAGCGUGUGGCGAACCAAUCUCGGAUCGAUUCUUUCUCGAGGUUGGCGGCUGCUCGUGGCACGCCCAUUGCCUCAGAUGCUGCAUGUGCAUGUGCCCCUUGGACCGCCAGCAGUCGUGCUUCAUCCGGGAAAGGCAGGUCUACUGCAAGGCCGACUACAGCAAAAGUUUUGGCGCCAAAUGUUCGAAAUGCUGUCGCGGCAUCUCCGCCUCGGACUGGGUGAGACGUGCCAGGGAUUUGGUCUUUCAUCUGGCCUGCUUUGCCUGCGAUCAGUGUGGACGCCAACUGUCCACCGGGGAACAGUUUGCCCUCAUGGAUGACCGGGUGCUCUGCAAGGCUCAUUAUCUGGAAACGGUCGAGGGUGGCACCACCUCAAGUGACGAGGGCUGUGAUGGUGAUGGUUAUCACAAGAGUAAAACGAAACGGGUACGCACCACCUUCACCGAGGAGCAAUUGCAAGUGCUGCAGGCCAACUUUCAGAUUGACAGUAAUCCGGAUGGCCAGGAUUUGGAGCGCAUUGCAUCGGUGACCGGUCUGAGCAAGCGUGUGACGCAAGUGUGGUUCCAGAAUUCGCGUGCGCGUCAGAAAAAACACAUACAUGCUGGUAAGAAUAAAAUACGCGAACCGGAAGGAAGCUCAUUUGCGCGUCAUAUUAACCUGCAGUUAACGUAUUCAUUUCAGAAUAACGCACAGAAUCCAAUGCAUAUGAACGGCUCCAAAGCGGGUCUAUACCCGACGCAUGAAUCCUCCAUGGAUGAGAUGUCGCAGGACUCGAAUGUGCAUUGCAUGCCCAGUGAGGUGUGACUAGAGCAGUCCUCGCCAGCACGAGCCCAUCGCUAGCGGGGCACGCCUCUACGUGUAUCCAAAGGGAUAGAUAUACACAGAUACACACACACUCAAAGCACACCAUCAAGAAACAAAAACAAAAAGAAAUGAAUGAAAACGCUAAACGUCCUUUCCUAGUCAAAAUUUUAUGUGAACGCUUGCAUAUGAAAUGAAAAGAACCCAGCAAAAAACAAAAAGUACAUGAUACCAUAGCAUUCCCCCCCUCCCAGUUAGGCUUUGAGCAUACUCCAUCAAGCAUCGUACCCAGAAAUCUCAUCCCACAAACAGAAAGACAAACAAACAAACAAACAAACAAACAAACAAACAUUCCUGCAUUGUAGUGUAAGAAGCUGCAGAGCUUAGUUAAUUUAAUUUAAAUGAAAUUUAAAUUUAAUUUAGUUUAAUAUUCGAUAGUGGCUAAGUGUUUCGCCCUCCCCUCCCCAACCACCCCCCCUCGUACAUAAAUGGAUCUAUCAUUUUUGUUGUUUUAUAAGAUUUGAAGGUUGAUAAACUGCUUGCCAAGGCUCCUGUAAUAUAUUUAUAUAUAUAUAUGUAUAUGUAUAUGCCUAUCCUAUAUCAUUAUCUUAUCGUAUACCUACCAUGAGAAACGUUGUUAUUGUUUAUUUUCUUGUUUUUUAAAUGUAUAAAAAUCGCUAUAAAUAUAUAAACUAUAUUUGUAGCUGUAGCUGCCCAGCACAGGCAUUUUGUAAAUAAUAAUGAUAGCCACAAUGGAUACGAAAAUGAAAAAAAAAAGAAAAGAAAAAACUAACAUUUAGUUAACACAAAUUAUAAUGAAAUACAAUUAAUGAUGAACCGAAAUCAAUUAAAAAGAAAUGAAUGGAAAAAAACAAAACAUUUUA